GAAAUGUGUUCGUCAGCUCAUCCGGGUCAUUAUCGCAACAUGUCUCUGCGCUAUUAGCUUCGUGGAGAUCUUUCAAUAAUAUCUCAAGUCAUGCCUUUAAUAGUUAUGUGUGGUUAUCCGUGCAGUGGUAAGACUCGGAGGGCAGAGGAAUUAAAAGUGUAUUUCGAACAAAACACCGACAGAAAGGUUCACCUUGUUGGAGACUCGUCACUGGCCGCUGAAAAGAACGUCGUGUAUGCAGAUUCCCAAAAGGAAAAACAGGUCAGAGCUGCACUGAAAGCUGAAGUGGAGAGGAAAAUCAAUAAAGAUGACGUUGUUAUAUUGGAUUCAUUAAACUACAUAAAAGGCUACCGCUAUGAGCUUUUCUGUCUCAUAAAGCAUGCACAGACGCCACACUGCCUGGUGUAUUGUCUGACAUCAGAUGAUGUGAGUACAGGGUGGAACACCAGCAGAGAUCCAGAGGAGCAGUACGCGCAGGAAAUCUUGGAAGCAUUAGUCCUGCGCUUUGAAGCGCCAGACUCCAGAAACCGGUGGGACAGUCCACUUUUUAACAUCCUCCGAGAUGACACACUUCCAUAUGAAGCCAUCAAUGACGCGCUCUUCAAAAGAAAACCACCGCCACCGAACCAGUCCACUCAAAGUCAACCACUUGAAUCUGCAAACUUCUUGUACGAGUUAGACAAGAUCACACAGGAUAUACUAAUGGCCAUUUUUAAUGCACAGAAGACGAGUAUUCCUGGAGAUCGUGUUUCAAUUCCUGGAGCAACAGAGAAAAUCGAGCUGAACAGGAACGUCAACAUGGCCGAGCUGCGCAAAUUCCGGCGCCAGUUCAUCAGCUACAGCAAGAUGCACCCAACAGAGAACACGGGUCAGAUUUCCAACAUGUUUGUACAGUAUGUUAAUAAAAGUCUUCAUUGAUGAAUAUUUGUCACCAGUAAAAAUUGAAGUACUUUUAAGUUGGAUAUAUUGAAUUCAUUUACACUCAGCAUUAUUUAAGAGGAAGUUUUAUUUGGUGAUCGGUGUUCUGUCACUGAAUUCUGCAAGUCAGUCACGAACAUUUGGCACAACCAACGCUCCAUUCAGCACUUUGCUCAAGAACAUAAUGUCCUUAAUUCUUUCAAACGGUCUGCUUGAUCUGUACACAACCUUCUAAAGCCCCCCACCCACUCCCACACACACAUACACACAAUCUGUUGUAAGGGAAAUAUGAAUGAUUUAUUUGCUAGUAAAGAUUUGCACUUAUGUAAGAAGAUCAUGAGAAAAAGGGGGUUACACAUUUCACAUUAAUUACGAUGAAGAAUGAGUCAGCAAACAAUUUGAACAAUGAUGGCUUCCAUUUUCAAAUAAAUACAGAAGCUUAAAACAAUCGGGUGGGAUUCAAACAAUCUAAUAAAGAUGGGAUCCGAGAGAUUAUUUAUUGACAAAAAUAAGGUUUUGCCUAUGCAAACAACAGCUAAGCAGGACGCUUUUGCCAAUUUUUGUGCAGUUUUGUCUUUGCCUACAAGACUUCAUGCCAUACUGCUUUUGCCUUGAAACAGACUGAAUAUUUUGCUGUUUUAUUAGAGAUACAAGAAUAACACCGAGCAGGUAAAAUUAAGAUAUGAUACGUGGAGACAUACUGGUGAAGCUGUUUCACAAUCCUGUGUGUACCAAAUUUACAUGGGUGUAAUCGUGCAAGACACAUAUAGGCAGAUAUACGUAUAUUACAUCAGAUAUUUUUUCAAUACUUUCCACAUUCAUUGUAUAAACUACAUAAAUUCACUGAAUAUGAAUUAGUGCCAGUUUAUAUUUUAACACAGUGUAAUGAUUUGGUAGGAGAAGUUGCCUUUUGUUUUUUGUCAUCCUUGCUCCUCUGGUGUGUUUUUCAACCUUCUAAGUUAGCGUGGCUAUUAUAAAGACAUUUUUGUAUACGUAUACAGUAAUCCUUCAGGUUUUGCAGGUGAUACAGUCCUUACUACAAAUAGUGAAAACCAUGUGCCACCCCCCCAAAAAUUCAUUUGUAUUUAAAAAAGUCCAGCACCAAAAUGCUACAAGAUGGCAUGAAAGCCUUGUCGAAUAGAAAAGUACCCCUACUUGUACUGUCCUCUGCCUAGCAACAAGUGCUAAAUAGGUCAUGUGACUAGAAAUAAAAGUUAAGUUCCAGUGUUUUAUGAGGUGUGUAAAUAUAACUCAUCAAAUUAUUUUGUCAAUUACAUGCAAAAUUCCAUUUUUUCUGUACUUAAAAAAAUUGUGAAUAUGAAAAAGUUAUUUUCACUCUUGAGAAAAUGUAUAAUCUUUCAAUUCGCUUUGUCAAUACUGAUUUGUUUUGUCACUUAAAAAUUACCAGUACUCUUUUUUUUUUUUUUUUUUUUUUUUUAGUAUCUAGACAAAUUCACAUUAUUCUCUUUCAGAGGGCUGGGAAACCUCCAUUACCUGGGCCAUAUAGGGCCCUAAAAAGAAAACUCACCUUGCAAAUGUUUCUAAUAUUCAAUAAAUCGCUA
Syngnathoides biaculeatus (alligator pipefish) is the source of this 2480-nucleotide messenger RNA. RefSeq names its product KTI12 chromatin associated homolog (gene kti12). The transcript is spliced from 9 exons. The record is from RefSeq and is a predicted model, not a curated record. Lineage: Eukaryota; Metazoa; Chordata; Actinopteri; Syngnathiformes; Syngnathidae. The coding region runs from base 91 to 918 and encodes 275 amino acids.